Messenger RNA from Aedes albopictus (Asian tiger mosquito), 8980 nucleotides. It is a transcript of the gene Oatp30B, whose product is annotated as solute carrier organic anion transporter family member 5A1. Gene Ontology annotation, cellular component: plasma membrane. The coding region runs from base 1543 to 5331 and encodes 1262 amino acids. Gene Ontology annotation, biological process: sodium-independent organic anion transport; transmembrane transport. The transcript has 16 exons. Gene Ontology annotation, molecular function: protein binding. The record is from RefSeq and is a predicted model, not a curated record. NCBI's taxonomy places the organism in Eukaryota, Metazoa, Arthropoda, Insecta, Diptera, Culicidae.
GGUUAGAAAAAGUGCUUUUUUUUCGGUAUUGGCCGUAGGAAAAAAUACGCUUCGUAAAGAUGGCAAAGGUUCGGAAAAAGCUAACGAGGUGUUACGAAAGUGCGUGAGAUGAAAAGUGUGCAGUGAAAAGCGGAAGUGAGGCGCAAACAAACAAACAUCAAAUGGAUGCAGCAGAAGCAGGAAAAUUGUAGUUGCUCCAGUUUCGUAGCGUUUUUUUGUGGCUUUGCUUGGUUAUCAAUAUUGUUUGAGUUGCGAGACGAAGUGCAGUGCAGUAGAGCAGCAAACAUACACCAAAAUAAAGACAGUGAGCGACUAGAAUAAUAGCUGACGGUGUGGUGCAAUAUUCGCAGUCGCCGCCGUUUGUGAAACCAUCGUCCACCGCAACAACACGACGACGACGCGACCGACGCUAGCAGUUGACGACUGUGUGCUGCUCUGUAUGUGCUUGCCAGAAGCCAGUCAGCGUCCAAACGUCGAGGAGAGACUAGGCUGUGCGCGGCGGUGUUUAUUCCACCGAGGCCCACGCGAACGCGAUCGUAAUAAUCCGUAAUACGUCACGCGGCAUUUACUGGAGUCUCGCUCGAGUCUAUAACACAACACGUUGCGGCUGCUGUCGCUGCUAAACGGUAUAGGUACGAACACAACUCGAUCGAAUCGGCCGCGGCGGGUGGAAGAAGAUGUUGGUUGGCGGUGAGUGGAAGCUGAAGUUCAAAUGAACGAGUGCAACUUGGUUUGGUGCUGCUGUUGAAACCGAAGUUCGGAGUGAGACAAGAAGAAUCGACAAAAAAAAAAUCCAAACCGUACGAAAGAGUUGUCUCGGAGAUUUCUGGCUGUGAUUCGUCGUCGUCGGAUCAGGCAAUCUUUGCAAAGUGCCCUCAAAGUUAAGCGAUUCUUGUUGGUCGGUUCGGUGGAUGGAGUGUCGAAAGAAGGGCAGAAAUUAAAUCUGAAGAAAAUUAAGUGCUGAGGCAAUUCAGUGUGGGGUUUCGUCGUGCGAUUCCAAAGAAUAGUUUCGACAGAAAGUUUAUUGCCACGGAAGAAUGAGUGGAGCUGGAGGGGUGAAUCAAGAGAAGAAGAAUAAAGGGGAAAACUUGUGAGAAAGAUUGUGCAAACCAGAAUUGAGUCGGUACCCUGAUUGAACAAAAGUUCAAUUCGAGAAGAAAGGAACAAGGAACAAAUGUUGUAGCAACUAUCUUGGUGGAGUUUGUUUUCAACGAAUGAAAAGGUGGUUUUGAUUCGAUCAAUGCUGGGUGUACAAACAUCGUCAACGGUUCGACUACAACACAGAUAAAGACUCGAACAAACGCUGCUCCCCAAAACAUCUCCCCACAAAGAAUGUUGGAAUUGGUGCAACGACAUCUGAAGAAUAACUCCAACAAGCAGAUACAUACGGGCCGGUACGGUUGUCAUCAGUGCUGCACCUCCUCGGUAUCCAUCAAAUAGUUUCGGUCUACGGUCCGGUCGGUUGGUGGUGGUGGUGGAAAGGGAGCAAGAAGGAGCGCGAGGCGCUUAUCAGCGGUGGGGCGUGACAGGUCGUAGCUUCCAAUGAAGAUGACAACCUCCAACUCUGCAAACGACGGCGCCGGAGGCACGUCCACCAGCAGCAACGCACAUCGGAAAGGUCAUAGGCGGAAUGAGUCCAUGUACGCGAUGACCGGCCUUUACGCGGAGGCCCAAACCGAUGACAGCAGCGCGGACAUCCCUCACGACACCGAGCCGGAGUCGCUGCCGAACUCGAUCAAUACGGCCACCACGGACACGGUGAUCAAGUGCCACAGCCGGCAGCCAUCGAACAGUGUCAUGAUGAUGGAACGGGAAAAACCCCUUCCCAACGUGCUGCUUGUGAACGAGGACUACUCGCGGGAUUGUGGCAUCCUGACCUGUCGGCCGUCGGCCAUUCAGAAGUUCGCCCGGAUCAAGGUGUUUGUGCUGUUGCUGUCGAUUCUGGUAACGCUGCAGCAGGCGCUCAGUUCCGGGUACAUCAACUCGGUGAUUACGACCAUCGAGAAGCGAUUCGAGAUUCCCUCGAGUCUGUCCGGAUUGGUGGCGUCGAGUUACGAAAUCGGAAAUGUGAUAACGGUGAUCUUUGUGAGCUACCUGGGCAGUAGGAGGCACAUUCCCGUGUGGAUCGGAAUCGGUGCCGUCAUAAUGGGAAUCGGCUCGCUCGUGUUCAUGGUACCGCACUUCACCGGGGAGCCCAAUCCGGGCAUCAUGAUUGACAAUAAAACGGCCGACAACAUUUGCCGGCUGGUGUCGGUACGGGAGCAGGACAUGGGGCUGGGUCGGUUAUCGAACAGUCUCUCGAAUCCUCCACUGACGACGCACAACUUGAGGGGUGACAACUGUCUCAAGAGUAAAGCAUCCACUUUCGGACCGGUGAUACUGUUCGUCAUAGCGCAGAUUCUGCUCGGUGGCGGAGGCAGUCCACUGUUCACACUCGGUACCACGUACGUCGACGAUCACGUACGGAAAGAGAGCUCUUCAAUGUAUAUAGGUGCAAUGUACAGUAUGGCCGCCUUUGGUCCAGUGUUAGGUUUUCUUCUGGGAGCGUAUCUUCUGUCGUUCCAUAUGGAUUCGUUUUCCGGCAGUGAUAUCAAUAUAGACCAAGACGACCGCCGGUGGGUCGGCAUGUGGUGGGGUGGAUUCCUCGUGUGCGGUAUCCUUUUAAUACUGGUCGCCAUCCCAUUUUUCUCCUUUCCCAAGGUACUCACCCGGGAAAAGAAGAAAAUUCGAAUCGCCGAACAGAAGCUGCCCCAGCUGCAGCAAUUAUCGGCAAACAAUUCCAGCAGUUUGCCACGGCCACCACCACCGGCCCAAUCUCAGGCACAUCAAUUGCAGCAACAGCAACCGCCCGGUCAACAACAGCAGCAAUCGGUGGGCGGAAGUGGUCAGCUGGGAUCGUCCGGCAGUAAACCACACGAGGACACCGGAUAUGGAAAGGAUAUUAAAGAUAUCCCACUGUCGAUGUGGCGUCUGGUGACCAAUCCGGUGUACAUCGUUACCUGUCUGGGAGCGUGCAUGGAACUGAUGAUUGUUUCCGGUUUCGUCGUUUUCCUUCCAAAGUACCUCGAGACGCAGUUCAGCCUGGGAAAGAGCCAAGCCAGUGUCUACACCGGGUCGAUAGCCGUUCCUGGAGCAUGCAUUGGCAUCUUCAUAGGUGGAUGCAUUCUCAAGCGGUUUCAGCUCAAACCAAAAGGAGCCGUGCAGUUCGUGUUGGUGUCCAAUUUGGUGUGUCUUUCCUGCUACGGGCUGUUGUUCUUCUUGGGCUGCGAGAAUCUGAAAAUGGCCGGAACAACCAUUCCAUACUACAAUAGCUCGCCGGCCCACAAUGUGGAACCCUUCCAGGUCAAUUUGACCGCAGCGUGCAACUUCGGUUGCGAGUGCCACAUGUACGAUGUAGAACCGGUUUGCGGUAAUAAUGGACUGACUUACUUCAGUCCGUGUCACGCCGGUUGUACGGCGUUCUCUUCCAGUUCCAACUAUACCAACUGUGCUUGUGUUCAAGCAAACGUAACCAACGUAUACACGGGGGCCGAGGGGGCGCAAGCGCAAGCCCUCAAUGCCCACGAAAACUUUGCCGAAGUAACCGUAGUUCCUGUGGCCACUGCCGGCGUCUGCAACAAGCCCUGUCGGACGAUCUACCCGUUCCUGAUACUGUUGUUCUUCAUGACGUUCGUCGUCGCCUCCACGCAGAUGCCUCUGUUGAUGAUAGUUUUAAGAUCGGUUUCGGAAGAGGAACGCUCGUUUGCCCUCGGGAUGCAGUUUGUGAUAUUCCGCCUGUUCGGAUAUAUUCCGGCUCCAAUCGUGUUUGGCAAUCUGAUUGAUUCGUCUUGUUUGCUGUGGAAGUCCACCUGUGGAGAAAAGGGUGGACGAUGUCUUAUUUACGACAUCGAGAAAUUCCGGUACAAAUAUGUGGGAGUAUGUGCAAGCAUAAAAAUAAUUGCACUGGCCAUAUUUAUCAUCGAUUGGUGGUUGGUUCGCCGGCGGAAAAAUUUGGACAAAUUAAACCCGAUGUCAGCGAAUGAACUGGUUGGAUCAAUCAUCAGUUUGGAUAAACUGUUCGAAGAGAAAGGAAAUCUGGACGGACAGGUAGUGCCAUUCAAUGGGGAGUGUAUCUCGGGUGAUUCAAUCGGCGAUAAUAACAGCAAACGAGUGUUGAUUGCCAGCCGACAUCGGCGGAACGAUUCAAAUCCGAUUCAGUUGGAGCACAGGCACAAUGAACCUCCAACCUACCACAUGCCUCGAAAGCACAUCCGCAGCAGCUCGUGCGACAUCAAGAUCCAGCGGUCCAACUCGGCCACCAAUCGGGAAACGGACUUCCAUGACUGGAAGCUGAAGCGUUUCAUGCGGCAUCACACCCGAAACAACUCCCGGGAUCUGGAUCAGGAGCACUGCUGCCGCCAGCAACAGCAACAAGCCGGUUCUCACCUUGGGCGGUGGAUUGCUCUGCAUAAUAGUAACGCUGAACAACCGACGUCCAAUAUCCGGUAUAUUCUGAACCACUUGAAGAACAACAACGUGGACGGGCACAGCAAGCUGAACUACAGCAACAGUUGUAGCGGUGGAGCACCGUGCAACGCGCCAAAGAAGAAGCGACACACGAGGAACUACUCGUACGGGCAGGAGUUCUCGUUCCUGCCGAAUAAUGUCAUCAUCCGGUUGGAUAAUGAUAUUGCUAACAAGUUCCUUGCGAAUAACGGAGGUGGGGGUAGUUCCCGGAAGAGUUCCUUCUCGCACGAUGUCAAUCUGUUGAAGAAUGUGAAUAAGCUGAAUAACUGUGGUGGUGCUGGAGUGGGAGCUGGAGGAGUGAGCGAUCUGACGGAGGAGCUGGAAUCCAAGUACGCGAAGGGGUCGCCACAAUGCUACGGGCAUUCUAGGAACAACUCCAAGGAUUUGAAUCUGAGGAAUGCGGCAGGGGUUGGAGAGAGUAGUGGUAGCAUUUUGGGGGGGAUCAAAGCGUUGAUAGAGGAUUCCAACAGUAUACUGCGGCAUCGGCGAACAAAUUCCAAGGAUUUGAAAUACAGCGGGUACCAACCGUGCGAGCCAAUCAGCAGUGCUAGCAGUUGUAGUGUAAGUAGUAGCAAUAUUAGGAAAUUUUCCGGAAACGGAGAUGACCAUCUGGUGCACCAGCAUUAUGUGCAGCACCAGCUGGGGGUGGGACACCACCAUCAAGGGGCGUCGGCUUCGGGGUCAUCAUCAGCAGCGGCGCCAGUGGUAAGUGGGGCCUCAUCCGGGCAGACAGAAGCGAUGCAACUGCUGUUGGACAAUAAGUCCUCGGGUGUGCUGGAAGAAAGCUGCAUCGAACCCAGCGGUUCGAAGUCAACGAAUGUUUAGCCGGAAUUGGAGUGUUGGGAAGGUGGUGGCACCCAGAGCCAUCAUGCCAUACGCGUGCGGUAUUCAUUUUUCCUCGUAUUUUUCAGUUUGUUUUUGUGUAGAACCCUGCCAUCGAGACAACCAGUUUUUGGAACAGUUGUUGGCUGUUUUCACUUUUAGGGAUAAUUUCCAUCGGAUUUGUGUUUUAUAGUUUUGACGAAAAUGGCAAUAAAAGAAGGUUUCAGAAAACAAUAAAACUUCAGCUGUGUGCUUGGAAGGUUACAAGUAUCAUUGUGAUUAGGACCCGUAGACAUCCCAUAGACUGCAUUUUUAGUUUAGAAUUAAAGAAAAAGAAUGAUCAUUUUCGAGCGGAUAAUUGAGCAUUGCGGAAGUAUUCAUUGUAGUAUUGCAUCUAAAUGGAUCCAAUCGAUUGUUUCAGAUACGUGUAGUCUUAUUGGGUAUAAUGUUCGGGAAUUUCUCUAAGUCGGUUUCCCGGAAUAGCUUUCUAACAGUUUUCCCGGGAUUUUUACAAUAGUUUUGUAGGAGUUCUUAUAGGGAUUUCUUCCAGUAUUUCUGGAUUUAAGUUCCUUCCGGAAUUUCUCCCAUGGGUUUUCACUGGUAUUUCUCUCGAAGAAUUCUCGGUAGGAACACUGGAAAUCUUUGAGAGUUUCUUCUGAGAAUUCUUCUAAAAUUUCCAUCUGAAAGUACUAUACAUGGAAUUUUGUAAGUUAUCGCACAAGCGAGUGGUUUUGGGGGUUAAGCUCUUCCAGUUGCCGAUGCUCCAUACACUAGGCGCCCCUCCGCCCUUUGCCGAAAUUAAGGAAACCCCCUCUCUUGGCGCCUUUUCUGUGCACGGUCCUGUAUGCAUUUAAAAUUAUUUAUUGGAUUUUUUUUUCAGGGAUAAAAUAACGAAUCUUAAAUUUCUUUAAAUAUCUUUAGCGAAAGAUUUUUCAUAGUAUUUUACUACAAACUAUUUCCAGAAGUACAUCAUUCAAUCACGUUUUCCAGAAAAGAUUCUUUGAAUUUCGUGGUAAAGUUAGAAGUACUUUCUUUUAAAAUAUUAUCAUUAUCAUUACAAAAAUUUGAAAUAUAGCAACACAUUGCUUUCGUCAUUUAAAUGUCGCAGGAUUUUUUUUAAAAACUCACAGAGUGCCAUUUUUCAGAUGGAUAAUAACGUGUUUCGGUUUGCUACACUUCCUGGGAUGAUCCUAUUCCCAGAAAGUGAUUUCAAUAUCUUGACAAGAAGGAAAUAUCUCUUUUUUUACAAAAAAUAUUAUGUCUAAAAGAUUGCACGGGAAAUGCUACUCUUGGAAAUAGUAUUCCGGGCAAUGUAUCAUAACUCACAGGUAGUUCAAUGUGUUAGUGCAAAACUUGUUUAGAUAUGUAAUGAACUUGCAUACAAAAACAAUGAGUCCUUGAGUUUGAUUUCCGUUUUUACAUCAUUUGAAGUGCUUAAACAGAAAUUAUUUUGAAAAAUGCACCUUCACGUUCUUUUAUUAUUUUGGAAAUGAUCAUUCUUGUAUCCCUAACACCAUACCAGUUCAUUAGUAAGUAAAUCAUAAUCUAGUAACGACAAUGCAAUGUUUCCUUCAAAUCAACAACGCAUCCGUUAGAAACCGCAUAGUGUCGAUAGGAAAUCUUAUGCCGGGGCUUUGGAAACGGAAAACAAGUAGUCGAGCUGACUUGCAAGAAACCGCAAAUAAAUUAACAACCUUCCAAAUAUUCCUAAUAAAGUUUAGAAAAAAAGAUAUGAAAAUAAGCAAACAAUUAGUACUGAAAAUAGUUUUUACAAAAAAAAACCGUUCAAACAAACAAACGUUGAAACAGAAAAUAUAGUGAUAACUGAUGCUAGUUGUUGAACCAAUCGAACAAAUCCAGAGAACAACCACUCACAGCUCACAGCAAUGCAAAAAAACUGGCAAAAAAUAGCAACACUACACUGACAGGAAGAAGUAAUAGAAAAUCGGAUGCCUAAUUUAUUAAGCACACUAAAAUAGAAGCAAAAGCAUAUUUUUAUACAAACAGAAGAUAAAGCCUAUUCACAUAACCCGGGCACUACAGCCGGGACUGGAUGCGACUUAUUGUUAUCAAGUUUAUUGACGAAGAAGAUGGAAAAGAAGACUAUAUGAUAACCAACAACGCGCCGUUGAGAAAUCAAUCGAUGAAGAAAGUCGGGGAAGUCAAUUUGAGAGCCGCUGCAACAAUUGAAAAGUCUCAUUCCAUGAAGUGGAUGAGACAACAUAAAAAAGCAAAACGAGCAUGAACCUUGGAGCUGUGAAUCAACUAGGUAAAGAAUCGAGCGUUAGUGAAUGUUAGUGAGAACACAUGGGCAGAGAGGGAAUGAGCGGAGAGGAUGAAGGGAUGAGUUUUAGCCGAAUUUGUAAUGUGUUCAAAGUUGUUGUGACUUCUGGUGAGUCAUCUAUUAGCGGAGGAAGAGGGGCAAACUGGACAGUUGUUUCCGUUUUCCUUGGAUUUUAACGUAAAUGCUAGCAAACUAGGCCCGUAGGUUAGUGAUGAGUGUGUUUUGCGAGUGAGAAUCCAGUAGUGAUUGAUUUUUCAAGAGUUAGUUAAUCGAAACGCUUUAUUUUUUACAAUGGCAAUAGUGCUGAAUAGUGUAGCUGGAUUAGCCAAGCCUGAAUUUGAAAAUUAUUCGCGCCAAGGCGUACAGGUUUUGUGUGAAUUAUUGUUUUCAACAAAUUUCUUGUCUGCAAUACAUCUCACGCCGCUUAGCAUACAUUUUACAUUGUACUAUUGUAGCUAAAUGUGAACAUUUGAUUCUGUAAUAAAUAAAAGGCAAGAUAGGAACUUGUAAGCUUAGUUCCCGUACACAAGAAGUACACUAAUGUAACUUAGUUGGUUUUAAUCGAAACUUGUAGAAUUCUGCCAAACGUUUAAACAGUUUAAAAUUCUAUUUGAAAUAAAUUUUGGGAAUAUGAAUAAUUUGGCAACACUGUACUGUAACAAAAUAUUAUCAUAUUUAAAACUUUUACUGAUAAAGACAAAAUCUUUCGCAUGCAAAGAAAAAGUAAAGCAAACAUAUCGUGCAAUAUAACGCAACAGUACACAGCAACUGUGUUUCCAUUAACAGAUCUUUUCAUUAUUUUCAAUUUAAAAAUGAACCUAACUAAAAAAAAAUGUACAACUAUUUAUGCACUUAACGGAGCAGAAGUAAUGAUUCAACACAGCUGUAUAUUUUUUCAGUCGUCUGCAAACGCGUCUUUUCUGAAUAUUAUUUCAGCUUAUAGCACACUUUUGCUCACGCGCACAUACACAAAACAGGAACUCACUCAAUCUCAUACUGAAAAACAAUACACAAUUGUGGAAAAUGAAAAUCUUUGUCAAUUGAACUAUGAGCUAUUCUAAACCCAGUAACCAUGCUGUGUGUUCUGCACUCUCCGUAGUAGUGGUACAAUGCUCACACGUACACUAUCAUAGCGCAAUCUUAAACGCUGUACAUACACAUCAAAAUACCCAAACACACACACACAAACACACAGACACUUUGGUGGUGAUUCCGUAAUCUCUGUGAAGAAUCUUGAAGAAAAUGGAUCUGAAAUGACAGCGAGGAUUGUUAAAAGCUACAAACGGAAUAGAAAGGUGAGCGGCAUGGAGCAAUGCUAGAGAAUAGUUAGUAAGAUGCGAGUAAUAAACAAAUUUAUAUAAAACUUUA